AUGGCCAAGAAAAUCCGCAGAGUCGCCGUCAUUGGAGCAGGUCCGGCCGGGGCUAUCGCAACAGAUGCGUUGGUCAAGGAGCAGGCGUUUGAUACCGUUCGCGUCUUCGAGAGACGGGACCUCACUGGAGGAACUUGGGUCUAUGCGCCAGAUCUCCCGCCACGCAUCCCCUCCCUCCGCGACCUCGUCGAGCAGCGUGCGAAUCCCACCGUCGAGAUUCCCAAGAGUUUCCCAACAUGGACGCCAAAGACAGAGAAGAUCAACUCGCACCAGUUGCGCUACUCAGACACGGGCGUUCACGAAGCCCUCCACAGCAAUAUUACGCCCGAGAUCAUGGCGUUCACGCAGGAGCCCAUCCCUGAGACACUUUCUGAGCGGACCCUAGCGCAAUACGGGCCAGGAGCGCCAUUUAGACAUCGAGAGCUUGUCAGGGAAUGGGUCGAGGCAAUCUUCACCCGCGGCGGCCAUGAGAAGUUGAUUGAGUUUAGCACGACGGUCGAGCUCGUGGUGAAGAAGGGCGACGAGUGGGUUCUCACUUUGCGGAAGGUUUUGCCGCGGAAGUCGAAGGACUACUGGUGGCAGGAAGUCUUCGAUGCAGUGGUCGUCUCUUCCGGCCACUUCUAUUUGCCUUUUAUCCCGAAUAUUGCUGGUCUGCUGAAAUACGACGAGAAAUUCCCAGGCAGAGUGAGACACAGCAAGCAUUUUCGGAAUCCUGAGGAGUUUAGGGGAAAGAAAGUUGUCGUUGUUGGUGGAUCGGUUUCAGCCUUCGAUGCCCUCCAUGAUAUCCGUCUAGUCGCACAAACACCAGUGAUAGCCUCCCUCCGCGAGCCACUUCCUGCUUUUGGCUGGGCACCGUUCACCCAUCCCGACAUCACCAUCAAGUCGCAGAUCAAGCAUUUCUGCCAUAAGACGGGUCGAAUCACCUUCAGCGAUAAGUCGACAGUAGACGAUGUCGACAUUGUCCUCUUUGCUACAGGUUACGACUUCAGCUUCCCAUUCCUGCCAAAAUUGAAGGUCGAGAACAGGCGUAUCCCGGGGCUUUAUCAGCAUGUCUUCCACGUCGACGACCCGACUCUGGCAUUUGUAGGCAUGGUAACGGGAGGAUUCACCUUUCGCGUUUUUGAGUGGCAAGCGGUCGCUGCAGCGCGCGUCUUUGCAGGGCGAGGCAAGCUCCCUCCUAGACCUGAGAUGGAGAAAUGGGAACAGGAUCGUUUGAUCAAGCGAGGAGACGGCAUUCCUUUCUUCACUUUGUCGCCCGACUUUGAAGAGUAUUUCGAAGCCUUGCGGUCGAUCGCUGGUGAGCCCGGGGCUGGGACAACGGGCAGGGUAUUGCCAAAGUUCGAUUCGAAGUGGCUGGAAGCGUUCUCGCAGGUCAUCAAUGCUAGAGUCGACUGGUGGAAGAAGGAAACGAAAAAGGCGGAGGAGCGACGGACUGUUGCUGUCAAGUCGAAGCUUUAG
Messenger RNA from Colletotrichum karsti, 1458 nucleotides. Its product is annotated as thiol-specific monooxygenase. NCBI's taxonomy places the organism in Eukaryota, Fungi, Ascomycota, Sordariomycetes, Glomerellales, Glomerellaceae. Gene Ontology annotation, molecular function: N,N-dimethylaniline monooxygenase activity; flavin adenine dinucleotide binding; NADP binding. The transcript is spliced from 4 exons. The record is from RefSeq and is a predicted model, not a curated record. Bases 1 to 1458 code for a protein of 485 amino acids.